Notothenia coriiceps (black rockcod) is the source of this 3793-nucleotide messenger RNA. RefSeq names its product phospholipase C, eta 2b (gene plch2b). Gene Ontology annotation, biological process: phosphatidylinositol metabolic process; phosphatidylinositol-mediated signaling; release of sequestered calcium ion into cytosol. Gene Ontology annotation, molecular function: calcium ion binding; phosphatidylinositol-4,5-bisphosphate phospholipase C activity. The record is from RefSeq and is a predicted model, not a curated record. The coding region runs from base 12 to 3524 and encodes 1170 amino acids. Lineage: Eukaryota; Metazoa; Chordata; Actinopteri; Perciformes; Nototheniidae. The transcript is spliced from 20 exons.
UGGAGAGAUGUAUGUGCACUAUGCAGAUCGGCACUCAGAUGACCAAAAUGAAGGGGAAGAAGAAAGGACUUGUCCGAUUCUUUUACCUAGACGAACACAAGUCCUGCAUCCGGUGGAGGCCCUCCAGGAAACAUGACAAGGCUAAAAUAACUAUCGAUUCCAUCCAUGAAGUAUGUGAGGGGAAAAAGUCAGAGAUGUUCAGGCGAUACGCAGACAAUCGCUUCGACCCAAACUACUGCUUUAGUAUUUACUACGGGGAGCGAGUGAAGUCCCUGGACUUGGUCUCCAACAACGCAGAGGAGGCCCGCACCUGGAUCACCGGGCUCAAAUACCUCAUGGCUGGCAUCAGUGAUGAGGACAGUUUUACGAGGAGGCAACGCACCCGUGAUCAAUGGUUACAGCAGACUUUCUCUGAGGCUGACAAAAACGGUGAUGGCACCUUGAGCAUUGGAGAGGUUCACCAGCUGCUCCACAAACUCAAUGUGAAUUUACCCAAGGAGAAAGUCAGGCAGAUGUUUCAAGAAGCAGACACAGACGAGAACCAGGGCUCUCUGGGCUUUGAAGAAUUCUGUGCGUUUUACAAGAUGAUUUCCACUCGCAGAGACCUCUACCUGAUAAUGAUCUCCUACAGCAAUCAGAAAGAAGUCCUGGAUCUUCACGACCUUGCACGCUUUCUGGAAAACGAACAGAAGAUGCGAGGUUUGCCCAAAGAGUAUCUAGUCGACAUAGUAACCCAAUUUGAGCCAUGUCCUGAGAACUUGCAGCGAACAGUGCUGGGUAUUGAUGGUUUUACUAACUUCAUGAGGAGUCCGGCAGGUGAUAUCUUCAACCCUGAGCACAAUCAGGUGAACCAGGACAUGACGCAGCCGCUGACCAACUACUUCAUUGCCACUUCACACAACACGUACCUGACAGGAGACCAGCUGCUCUCUCAGUCUCGAGUGGAAAUGUACGCCUAUGUUCUGCAGGCAGGCUGUCGCUGUGUGGAGGUGGACUGCUGGGACGGGCCUGACGGGGAGCCCAUUAUUCAUCACGGCUACACUUUGACAUCCAAGAUUCCAUUUAAAGAAGUCAUUGAGACAAUUAACAAAUAUGCCUUCACAAAAUCACCGUACCCAGUGAUCUUGUCCAUAGAGAAUCACUGCACUGUGCCUCAGCAAAAAAAGAUGGCUGAGUAUCUGAAGGAGGUGCUGCAGGACAAACUGGAUCUGUCCGGUGUCAAUGUUCAUGAAUGCAAGAGGCUGCCUUCCCCUGAGAUUCUUAAAGGGAAGGUUUUGGUCAAGGGUAAAAAGCUGCCAGCAAACCUAGAUCCUAGUGCAGAGGAGGGCGAUGUGUCGGAUGAAGACACUGGUGAUGAGGAAGAGGAGGAGGAAGAAGAUGGCGAUGAUGAUGAUAAUUCACAGGACGGUAGUAUCGUUAAUCCUACCAAUCAAAGAAAAAAGAAAAGACGAUUUGACAAAUCGAUCAUAGCGAGCUUCAAACGAAAGAGGAAAAAAAGGUUACGAGUGAAAAACAAGACAAUAUCUGGUGGCGAGUCAGACCACAGCAAGGAGAAGGCACAAAUAGUUUACCAUCCCAAAAAGAGGAAAACAAUGAGGUUGUCCCGACAUCUGUCUGACCUGGUCAAGUAUACAAAAUCGGUCCGUGUGCAUGACAUAGAAACACAAGCAUUUGAAAACAGUUGGCAGGUAUCAUCCCUCAACGAGACUGUUAUGAACCAGAUCUUACAGCUGAAAGCAGCCGAGUUGGUCCGCUUCAACCAACGCCAACUUAUAAGAGUCUACCCGUCCAACUACAGAGUGGACUCAAGCAACUUCAACCCACAACUGUACUGGAACGCAGGAUGCCAUAUGGUUGCACUGAAUUAUCAAACAGAGGGCCGGAUGCUUGAUCUGAACCGAGCCAAGUUCUCAAGCAAUGGGAACUGUGGAUAUAUUCUAAGGCCAAAGGUCAUGUGUAAAGGUGCCUUUAACCCCAUGUUAGAAAGUCCCCUACAAGGAACCAGAAAGAUUCAGUUAGUGCUGAAGAUCAUCAGCGGACAGCAGAUUCCUAAACCCAAAGACUCCAUGUUUGGGGACAGAGGAGAGAUUAUUGAUCCCUUUGUUGAGGUUGAGAUAGUUGGUAUAAAUGUGGAUUGUUCCAAGCAGCAGACCAAGGUGGUGGAUGAUAAUGGUUUUAAUCCAAUGUGGGAGGAGACCCUUGUCUAUAACGUCAAAAUGCCGCAGAUCGCUCUGGUGCGUUUCCAUGUGUGGGAUCAUAAUCCUCUUGGACGAGAAUUCAUCGGGCAGAGAACUGUUGCUCUCAGAAGCUUGAUGCCAGGUUAUCGGCAUGUGUACCUGGAGGGGAUGGCGGAGUCAUCCAUCUUUGUUCAUGUCGCUGUCAAUGACAUGUCAUUAAAGAUGAAACCCGGAAAUGCGGUGCAUGCGGCCAGAAAACACAUCCAAAAAGCAGCUCAGAAGCAUAUGAAGGGUCCUCAAAAGCAGCCUUCUCUAGACUCCUCUGUCCAGUCCUCAGAAGACGGACGUGGUCUGUUCUUCCGCAAGGAUCUGGAUACCAUUUCCCAGGACAGCAGGAAUGGAGAAAUAUUUCCUCUGUUACAAGGCCCAACAGCCAAGACUGCAAUCCUAAAAGGGGCCAUGAGUGAGCCAUUGAGGCGGGCGCACCGAGUUAAAAUUCAUGAACCAUCGGGGACACGGAGGGGAAUCUUCAGCCGGAUGUCCUCCACUGACUCCUACCACACGGGGGCUGCUCCCUGUGCAAAAGAGGACAGCUUUGACCUUGAGACCUUACCCCAGGCUUCCUGCGAGGUUCCUGACGGCCAAAACUCAAUUCAAGAAGAAUGGGAGAAUGAACUUGCUGAACCGCCAGAGUCACACUGUGCUGAGCAGGAGACAGUUCAGAGGCUUGAGCCAAAGCAUCCUGAACAGUUUGAAGAAUUACCAACAGGACCACACCCAGACAAGUUCAUUGCUAUUAAACCUGAGCAACCAACAGACACUCAAAGUCAGCCUGAUACACUCUCUCUGCCUCGGCCUCAGCCUCUGCCUAGACACAUGCGACAGCAUCUGCUUCAGCCUGAAGAAAAAUCCUCUCAACUCAUCGCUCCACCGUCCCCUGCCAGGAUGAGACGGACCUUAGAGGCUCCAGCCACACCUGGACAGUUUACACCAAUACGAACAAAGGCCCGUUCACGCAGUUGCCCUCGAAAAUCAACUGCAUCUCCUCAGACACCUAUGGUAAACCGCAGGCCUGCUGACCCCUGGCAGAACCAAGGAGCACAAAACUACAGCAGCUACAGCAGCCAGGUGAGGCCGAUCCCCAACGGCCUCCUCCUGUCUGACAGCACAUCCAGCGGCAGUGGCGGUAGCACAGACAGCCUGGAGUUUCUUCCGUCCUGUGUGCCAGCUGGGGCAGAGUCACGUGAAGGCACCCUGCAGAGGGAGAUGAAGGCCCUUUUUGACCAGAAGAUGAGGGAGAUUGGCUGUAAAUCCCCAAUUUUUCUAAAUGAACAAGCUGAGAUUUGACUGGUCCUUCAGAAGACAAUGAAGAGAGUAACAAUACAACCACAAACGGUUGUUCGAAGAAAUAAUUGAGAUUUUCUUUAUAGAUCAGUAGGAAAAUACCACGAAAUGUACACAAUUGGAUAUAUUUUUUUAUUGUUAUAGGCCCGCUGUAAUGUUUACAAUUAACACAGUUUGUAUGCAUGAAAUAGUUUUUUUAAAUACAUUGUUGAAUCAUCUGACGCCAUUGCCAACUGUACAAAACAGCAUAAAGGACUCAUAUAAAAGUAACA